UUCAGCGUCUUGUAGCUGUCGAUAAUGAACGUCGUGACGACGCCCGAGAAGAGACCAGCCUCAUCAGUCAGAUUCGGAAAGGGACUGAGAUUGAGAACGGUCAGACACGCACGAAGAUCAACAGGCCGUCCAUAUCACUGUGCCAGCCAUCGAUGAGACCUUGAUCGUACUUCUCCGCCUCGGAGAUGGGGACGCCCCAGAGUUUGUUCCCGAUAGCUUUCUCGCGUUCGGAAAACGCUUCAGCGGUAUCUUGUUUCUCUGUCUGUGGCUGGUCAGCUUGCGACAUGGUCCAAGACAAGAGGUGAACUGCUGUGUCUCGUGUUGCACGGCGUUUCUCCAUACACGCUGCCUCACCAGGACAAUGCCACGGCUCACAGCCCCUAAGCGCCCAGCGCCAGAGUC
Messenger RNA from Mycena citricolor, 402 nucleotides. Lineage: Eukaryota; Fungi; Basidiomycota; Agaricomycetes; Agaricales; Mycenaceae. The record is from the annotation of a GenBank genome assembly.